Ictidomys tridecemlineatus (thirteen-lined ground squirrel) is the source of this 3881-nucleotide messenger RNA. RefSeq names its product SFI1 centrin binding protein (gene Sfi1). The record is from RefSeq and is a predicted model, not a curated record. Gene Ontology annotation, molecular function: phosphatase binding. NCBI's taxonomy places the organism in Eukaryota, Metazoa, Chordata, Mammalia, Rodentia, Sciuridae.
AACUGAUUCAUGAGUAUUCUGCUAAUUAAGAAGUAUAUAUCAAGCCACUGGUUGAAUUUUUUUUCAGAAGAAAUUAAGGAGAGAAUGGAGAAGAAGGUUGAUUCCAGGUCUCUUAGGGAUGGUUCAAUUAAAAAGCCUUAUUCUCCAAAGGCACUAUCCAUCAAAAAGUCUUCUGCCUUCUCUGGGAUCCAGAGAGAGUUGCCUGGAACUAGUCGGCCAAUACAGUAUCAUGCCUCACAGUCUUGGACCCGACGGGGCCGCUUGAGAGAACUCCACAUCAGAUGUGUGACCAGAAAAUUCUUGUACUUGUGGAUUCGAAUGACUUUUGGAAGAGUAUUUCCCUCUAAAGCCAGGUUUUACUAUGAGCAGAGACUACUACGGAAAGUCUUUGAAGAAUGGAAAGAAGAGUGGUGGGUUUUGAAUCGAGAAUGGAAACUCUGUGUUCGAGCUGACUGUCACUACAGAUAUUACUUGUACAACCUAAUGUUCCAGUACUGGAAGAUCUAUGUGCAUCAGCAGCAGGAGAUGAAGAACAAGUACAUUAGAGCCUUGGAUCAUGAUGCAAAGCAAAAGAUGCGACAAGCCUGGAAGUCCUGGUUGAUCUAUGUGGUUGUUCGUAGGACCAAAUUGCAGAUGCAGACCACUGCUCUGGAGUUUAGGCAGCAGAGUAUCUUACGGGUGUGGUGGAGCAAGUGGAGAUGGCACCUAGGACAGGCCUACAUGAGCCAGGUUCUUCAUGCCACAGCUAUAAAGCACAGGGCCUUGUGCCUCCAGCUACAGACUUGGUCAAGAUGGCGGAAACAGCUUCUUCAUCGUCAGAGGGAGAGUCAGAAGAUGGUCUCUGCAGUGCGACACCAUCAGUGCUGGCAAAAACGAACAUCACUGAAGGCCUGGAUUGAAUACCUACUUAUGCGCAGAGUGAAGAGACAGCAGAACAAAAUGGCAGAGCAAUUCUACCAUGUCACUGUGCUCCAGAUAUACUUCUGUGACUGGCAGUGGGCCUGGGAGCAGAGGCAGAACUUGUAUGCCCACCAGGCCCUGGUGGAGGAACUGGCCAAGAGGAUGGCCCUGAGAAGGGCCUUCACACACUGGAAACACUACAUGCUGCUGUGUGCAGAAGAAGCUGCUCAGUGUGAAGCAGCAGAAGGGUACCACCGGCGCAGCCUGCUGUAUUUUUGCUUUAGAGCCUUAAAAGACAAUGUGACCUGUGCCCACCUCCAGCGAAUAAGAAGGAAUCUUGCUUACCGGCAGCAUGACAUCAUGCUGCUACGCAGAUUCUGGAACCUCUGGCAGUCUCAGAUUGAGCAAAAGGAGGAAAAAGAGCAGCAUUCCUUACUGCUUGCAGCCUGGGGUCACUACAGGGUAACAUUGCUGCGCAAGUAUAUAAAAUUAUGGUUACAGUAUAUGCAGAAGAAAAGAUACAAGCAGCUCCUGCAGGCCAGAGCAGACAGUCAUUUCCAAAAGAGAAUUCUGCCUACUCUCUUCCACACAUGGAGUAGACUCUGGAGACGGCACCAGCAGGAAAGUAUCCUCAACACAAGAGCAGCACGUUUUCACAGGGAGACAUUAGAGAAGCAAGUUUUUUCUAUCUGGUGGCAGAAGAUGUUUCAGCAUCGAGAAAACCGCUUGGCAGAGACAAUGGCCAUCCUCCAUGCAGAGCGACAGCUUCUGCAUAGGUCCUGGUCCACCUGGCACCAGCAGGCAGCAGCACAUCACCAAGAGCAAGAGUGGCAAGCAGUGGCCUGUGCCCACCACCACCAUGGACAACUGAGGAAUGUUUUCCACACAUGGAGGGAGAGUGCCCAAGGGCUCAGAAAAGAGAGGUUGGGCAGGGCACUGGCUGUGGAGUUCUACCGGGUACGGCUCCUGCGUUGGGCCUGGAACAGGUGGAGGGAGUGCCUGGCCCUGCGUGCCACUGAGCAGCAGAAGCUGAUGCAAGCAGACCUGCAUGGCCGGCGUGCUACCCUGCACAGGGCGCUGCAGAAGUGGCUGGCUUACCAGGGCAGAGUGCAGAGCAUCCUACAGGAGGUGGCAGCCAGGGAGAGCCAGCACAACAGGAAGCUGCUGGGGCGGGUGUUAUGUCGUUGGAGAGAGAACACAGUGGCCCGUGUGGAUGAGGCCAGAAAAGUCCUGCAAGCAAGUGCACACUACAGAAAGACCAUGUGUUCCAAGAUCCUGCUCCAGUGGCGGGAGGUAGCAUCAGUGCAAAUAUAUUACCGACAACAGGAGGCAGAUAUCCUCAGAGAGGCCCGGAAGGUGCUAGAUAAGGGAUACCUCCAAACCUGGUUUCAGAAAUGGCGGGAUUGCAGCCAGAGGGCAGCCCAGCAGAGAGCCCAGCUAGAGAGAGCAGCCCAGCAUCACCGACGGCAGCUGCUGUUAAAGGGGAUGGCGUGGUGGAAGGAGUACUAUCUGGGGUGUGUCAGGAAAAAGUUUUUGCAGAUGCAGGGCGCCCAGCUCCUGGUGCAGAGACUCAGCAAGGCCUGCUUCUGCUGGUGGAGACAGCAGCUGGUGGCCAGGAGACAGGAACAGCAAAGUACAGCACGAGCCCUAUGGUUCUGGUCCUUCUCCCUACAGGCAAAGACUUGGGCUGCAUGGCUGGGCUUUGUGCUGGAGAGGAGGAGGAAGAAGGUGCGACUAGAGCGGGCAGUACAGGCCUACCACCAGCAGCUCCUCCAAGAGGGUGCCACACGGCUCCUGCGUUUCACAGCCAGCAUGAAGGCCUCCCGGCAGCAGCUGCAAGCCCAGCAGCAGGUCCAGGCAGCUCACAGUCUUCACCGUGCAGUCUGCCACUGUGCUGAGCUCUGGAAACAGAAGGCCCUGGGCUCGGGCAAGGAGUCUCAGCCCCCUGUGCCCAUCAUAACCAGCAGGAGAGUGACUUUUGAGGGUUCCCCUCCUGAUCACAUUGCUAUUGGGGCUGGGGAUGCCUUCCUGGAGACGAAGAGACCGCCAACUCCUCAACCUCAGGGAGUCCUGGGCAGCCUACCGCUGGCUGUCAGGGAGCCCCACCUCCUGGAGCUCCAUACUGCCCGCUUGGGGAGGAAGCAACCCCGACGCCCACACUUCUUGCUGGAGCCCAUGCAGAGCCAGAGGUCUUGGGGGUGUGUCCCCCUCAGGGGGCAAGGGCCUGAGAAGCCUCAAGAACAGGGCCAAGAUGGGGCCCAGCCUGCACACCCUUCCCUGAUGAGGCCUUUCCUUCCUGGGGUCCUGCCUUGUGCCCCUUGCUCAAAGCUUCCCACUGUGGCAAGUCCCAGCCCAGAACAACUACUGCCUCCUUCCCCCUUCAUGCCCUAUCGGGUGGAAGCAUUGACCAGGGUGUUAAAACAGCCCACCAACACUGGGCUUAAGCCCCAGGGUCCCCCAUCUCUGGCCAGUGGCCCUGAUUCCCAUCUGCUCCUGCCUGAGGACUUCACAGGCAUCAAGGCUGGGCCUGGGCUUGGUUCUGGAAGUGUAGGCCACAACAACCUUGAGACUGAACUGGAGGGGAUCCAGCAGCAAUUACAGCACUACCAGAACACCAAACAGAACCUUUGGUCCUGCCAGCGACAAGCAAGUAGCCUGCGUAGGUGGCUGGAGCUGAGCCAGGAAGAGCCCAGGCCUGAGGACCAGGAUGAAGAGCAACGAGUGCAGAAAGAACUAGAAGAGAUAGAACUACAGAUCCAGCAGCUGGACAAGGAGCUCCAGGCCCAGCGCCAACACAUCAAUACCUGCGUUGAGCGCAUCCAGGCCCUGCGGCAGGCUCUGUGCUAGUGGGCUCACCUCAGGAAGACAGGAGCCCUGCUGCAGGGGAGGCCUCAAGCUGCCUCCAGGAACAAUGCAAAGCUACAAUGAGUUUUUAAGCUUUUUAUUUCAAAAUGUCUUGCAAUUAAAUGAAUUACUGUUCA